AUGAAGUUGUUUGUUACUCUCUUGGCUGCCGGUGCUCUGGCUUAUGAGCCUACGGCCGACGUGAUUGGCGGUACUGACACGUGCAAGAGCGUUGACGAUCUUCAGGAGUGCAUCUUGGGGUUGAUAACAAAGAAGACCUCGUUUACCUACACUCACACUGGAGAUGGUUUCAAGUCGACAGUUGUUGCCGGGUGUGCUAGUAAAAACGACACGAGAACUUUGGUUUACGGUGACCUGAAGCCCUACGAGAUCUCAGAUUUGACCGGCGCUCUUAAAAAGGAUUUCUCUCCUACGCAGUUCCUUGUUACAAACAUUCCUGCUGCCAAGAAGGAAGGUUGCAAGCCUGUGGCAUACGUUGCUGACGCCAGCAACGAAUGCCCGGAUGCUAAAACUACCACUAUCACGAUCGGCGAACCC
Gregarina niphandrodes is the source of this 417-nucleotide messenger RNA. RefSeq lists its product as hypothetical. The record is from RefSeq and is a predicted model, not a curated record. The annotation marks the transcript as partial. The transcript has a single exon. Lineage: Eukaryota; Apicomplexa; Conoidasida; Eugregarinorida; Gregarinidae.